Cololabis saira (Pacific saury) is the source of this 2688-nucleotide messenger RNA. Its product is annotated as ankyrin repeat and SOCS box protein 15-like. The transcript is spliced from 9 exons. Bases 1 to 1719 code for a protein of 572 amino acids. Gene Ontology annotation, molecular function: protein binding. The record is from RefSeq and is a predicted model, not a curated record. NCBI's taxonomy places the organism in Eukaryota, Metazoa, Chordata, Actinopteri, Beloniformes, Belonidae.
AUGAACACGUAUGAGGAAUAUGAUGAGGAACUGAUUGACUACAGCAUCCAGCUCAGUAUUCAAAGCUCCUGCCAAGAUGCCUAUCUGAAAUCUGCAGCUAGUUUAGCAGCAGCAGCCAAUGAAAAUCACAGAGUCCUGGCAGCCAUCGAGCAAGGCGAGGUCUCUGUGCUCAGGGAGAUGCUGAGUCACACCCUUGCCUUCAGGGAGUCAGACAUUCAUGGCUGGUUUCCCCUCCACCGGGCUGCUGCCCAGUCCGUCCUGGAGGUUCUGGAGACCGUCCUUAAAUCUCCAGAAGUCAGUCUGGAGGAGAAGACGGUCACUGAUGGAGAGACGCCGCUCACACUGGCAGUCAAAGCUGGACUUGGGAGGAAUGUGACGAGCCUGCUGGAGCACGGGGCAUCGCCUGACAACACAAACAGAAUAAAUGAGACGCCGCUGCUGUUGGCGGUGAGAGCUGGCUCGUAUGAAAUGGCAUCCACACUGGUGGCUCAUGGUGCCUGGGUGGACCAGGUCUGCAGAAAGAACUGGUCAGCUAUGCAUGAAGCAGCCAAGCUCGGCAAUCUGGACAUCCUGAUGCUGCUGCUGAGAAAUAGUGGAUACGUACACCAGAAGGAUGACAUGGGAGUGACGCCGCUCGCUGUGGCUGCCGAGCAGGGACACUUCCCCAUCGUCGAGCUUCUACUGGACUACGGCAGUGAAGUGAAUUCCCAGGCGCGUGAUGGGGAAAGUGUCCUAUCGGAUGCAGCCGGGUCUGGAAGCAUGGAGUGCAUCCAGCUGUUGCUGGACAAUGGAGCCAAUCCCAACCUUCCCAGCAUCACUGGACACCUGCCCAUUCACAAAGCAGCAUAUGCUGGACACUAUGAUGCUUUAAAAUUGCUGAUCGGGGUCACCAACAUGAGGAUCAUAAAAGAGUCGGGUCAGAGCCCCGUCCACUCUGCCGCAGACGGGGGCCACGGCCACUGCCUGAAGCUCCUGUUAGACUACGGGUUUGAUGUGAACCUCCGCAUGAACACCAGAAACUCUGAAAACUACCCGGACAUGAGAAGAAGCGCCUUGUUCUUUGCCGUCUCCAACCAGGAUGUGGAGUGUACUAAAAUGCUGCUGAAAGCGGGGGCGAAGACAGACCUGGACCCGCUGAACUGCCUGCUGGUGGCGGUCAGGUCUGGCAGUCACGACAUCGUGAAGAUGCUCCUGGCUGCCAAGGCAGACGUGAACUGUUACUUCACGGUGGUGAAUGACACGCUGUUCCCCACGGCGCUGCAGUACUGUCUGAAGGAUGAGGCCAUGAUGCGCCUGCUCUUCAAUAACGGCUACAAGGUGUACAGCUGUUUCCAAUGUCCCCAUGACAAGAAAUCUGGUGCUGCGGAUGAUGAUGGGGCAGGAAAAAUUCCAUUCUGUCAGUUCAUGAGUCUCGGCUGCGUCAAGCAUCUGUGUGGAAGUGUGAUCCGGAUCCUGCUGGACUAUGUCAACCACGUGCACAUCUGCUCCAAACUCAGAGUUAUCUUGGAAAUACAGAAAGAGUGGCCUGAGAUUUGUGAAAUUCUCUGCAAUCCUCGCUCUCUCAGGCAGCUCAGUAGACUGGAGAUCAGGAAGCGUUUGACCCUGAGGCGCCUCAAAAAUCCUGAAAUCAUCUCAAAGCUUUUCCCUCCUCAACUCAGGCGUUUCAUUCUAUACGAGGAGCUGGACCUUUCUAGCCAGAACCCUGAACUCGUCCUGUGAAGAUCUGCAUGUUUCCUGCAGGAGUCUGGCUUGUGCUGGAUGUAGCCUCAUUUAAAAAAAAAAACAUUUUGAAUUGUUGGACUUGAUAAAAUGUUAUCCGCCUGCAGGUUGGCUUUGGACAGUUUUUCUUUUCUUUUUUUUUAUAUUUAUGAUUAAAAACUAUAUACUGUUUUAAAAUGUGAUUAAUUUGUCUCAAAAGAGAAUAUACUGUACUCACAAAUGUGAAUUUGUUUGAUGGCUUUUUUUCUUUCUGUUUCAACUUUCCUACUGAUGAAAAUGUGUAUGUUUCAGGCCAUGGUAGUCAGAAAAAUGUGCAGGAUUGAAUGACUCUAGUCUAGAUUAUGCAUCUACUGUAUAUAAAACAAAUAACUUUAAUAACUCAGAGUUUGAAUGGAUGUCUUUAAUACAACAUGCAAUGUACUGAUGAUGGAAGCUCAGUGCUUUAAUGUUUGAAACUUAAUUUGUAGUGAUUUAUGACUGAGACAAAAACUAAGAUACUGCUGAUAUAAUAUAUACUAGAAGUUUAAUAUGUAUUAAUGCAGAGAAUGCCCUACAGAAGCUGCCACAAAGUAAAAUGUGCGAUAUGUAGACUUACUGAAAAUGAGUCCGUGACCCACCAGUUGAGAAUCACUACUUUAAAAGAAGGUGACUGGACUUCUCUUUGGUUCUUAAAGAUUCGUUAGAAAGACUCAGAUCAGCUGAAACACUCUGUUUAUUUAAAUCGAGGUUGAAGUCACACCUUUUCUCAGCUGCACUUGAAUAAAGCUUCAAAUCUUACUUUUAAACUUCAGUUUCAAAACUUGAUCAUAUUUUAACUACUGUUUUUAUUGUUCUUUUUUCUUUCUUUCUUUUUGUUUAAAUUUUAAACCAUGCUUUUUAUUUUCGCCAAUGUGAUCAUGUUGUAAUGUCUCUGUAAAGCACUUUGAAUCACCUUGUUGUUGAAUUGUGGUAUAGAAAUAAACUUGCUUU